AUGACCUCGAAUUCGAAUCUACUUCAUGCGACAGACCACGGAUCCCAUACUUUGGUUGGUGGCGAUUUAGCAAUAAUCAGUCCUAGCGGAUCUGUAGCUGCCAAAAGCAAACCGCGAACUCGUUUGACGAAGGAGGCGGCCAAGAUCUUAAACGAUGUAUUCGAGAGUGGGUUAAGGAAUCCUGGGAUGAGAGAAAAGCAGGAACUGUUGGAGAGAAUUCAGGCUUUACCGGGCACUGAAGAUUACCAGAUGAAAUCCCUGGGUUUCUGGUUCCAAAAUAAACGGUCACAGUGGAAACUGAAAUCUACUCAAACUCAACAAGCGACCACUUCGAGUAGCUCAAGUACAACUAUUAUACGGCCCUCUCCUAGACAUCUCAAACCGGAGAAAAUCCCGCUACUACAUACGUUAUUCUACAAGAGCAACACCGAUCCGCCUCAGGAAUUAAUCGAUACUUGGGCUGUCCUUCUCGAUGCUGACUCUACUGCUGUAUCUGCGUGGGUUGCGGCCGAGAAAAAACUCAGCCUCGCUUCGUUUCAUGGAUACCCACCACAACACCCGAAAUCUCCUUCUACCAGAUCGAUAUCGCUGGACCCUCAGAGGAAGAUUUUGACACCUAAAUCGUCUCCCGAACCGCCACCACUACCACCACCACCAAUAUCUUCCUCGCACGUGUUACGACCCCAACAGCACCAGCACCAGGAACACGGCCAUUCACAAGCUGUUAUUGCUCCCGCCGCUCCCAGAAGUCCUUCGCCGUUUGUUGUGGUUAAAGAGGAGAGCAAGCCUCUUAUAAUUCCGACGGCGGUGCCACCUACAACAGAUCCCAUCAGGAGCGACCUUUUACUUGCUCUUCACCACGAGUUUUCAGAUCCACAACGUCAACGAAGCAUGACAGCUCCGUAUCCCUAUCAGCGCCCAAAGACGGGAAAAGAGUUGAAUGUAUUGUUUAGUUCAUGUACGAGUCCGAUGGAGGAGUUUUUGGGAAGGGUUAAAAAUGGGUCGUUGGAGAGGUUUGGGUUCAAGAGAGAGUGGGCUCAGACCCGGUGA
Molecule: messenger RNA, 1050 nt
Organism: Marasmius oreades (fairy-ring Marasmius)
Lineage: Eukaryota; Fungi; Basidiomycota; Agaricomycetes; Agaricales; Marasmiaceae
Exons: 5
Coding region: 1-1050 (349 amino acids)
Molecular function (GO): DNA binding
Source: RefSeq, a predicted model, not a curated record